This is a messenger RNA of Penicillium riverlandense, 777 nucleotides long. RefSeq lists its product as uncharacterized. The coding region runs from base 1 to 777 and encodes 258 amino acids. The record is from RefSeq and is a predicted model, not a curated record. The transcript has 3 exons. Lineage: Eukaryota; Fungi; Ascomycota; Eurotiomycetes; Eurotiales; Aspergillaceae.
AUGACCACGGACGAAUUUUGGCACUGGAUGCAAGUCACGAUAGACGUCAGGCCGCCUUCCCAAAUCGUCCACACGUUGGGCGGAGACUUGAUCUUAGACGAUCGUUUCUCUGGGAAGCUGUAUUCGAAAGGAGUCCAGGUAUCUUUACAUGACAGCGAGGAACACAGGUUUCGCGCUUGCUACAAUCUGGUAGACGGAUCGUUUACCAGAGAUCGGCGGCAGAUUACUGGAUUCGAAGAAUCUAAAGUUAUCGCUGAUAUCUGGUCAAGCUCUAUUGGAAGGGGAGAUAGAAAUGUCCUCUCCGUUUAUGUGGAUUUACUUCGACAUUAUCCAACAGCAAGGGAUGUGAGGUCAGCUGCGCAGUUCGUGACCGAAAGUACUGCCAAAAAAAUUUGGGCAGUACUCGUGGAUGAGGCCAAAGAAAACUCAGCAUUCUACUAUGCUAAAAUUCAAGAAAAUCAGACUUCUGAGGUAAUUCGAAAAGAGCUCAAAAAAGAACCGUGUCGAAUUCCUACCUCCCUUUGGCAGCUUCUUCGAGAUCACCACCUCAUCCUUACUCCCAACGAAGAGCUUCGGCGCUGCCUCGGUGAGUCUGAGAUUGUCAAGCUUCCAGAGACGCAAUUCGCACAGGAGAUGGACCGAGCAUUGCGGGGAAUUCUCCUCGCGGAGCCAUUGACGGAGACAGUCCGCCUCGUUUAUGUUAGCUCUGACAAUGAGAAAACAAACAUCGCGUUCCUAAAAGAUAGAAAUACUCUUUGGGACGAAUUUCCCUCCUAG